AUGCAAUUCUCUUUCUCUUUCGCCGCUCUUAUUGCCCUAGGUGGCCAAGCACUGGCCCAAUCCGCCACUGGAAAUUAUCUCAUCGGAGAAAGCGACAAUUUCUUGACGCUAAAUGAUAGCCUGGUUGUCUUUAACCCAAUCAAUGGCGCAGAUAACCAGAUUUGGGGCUUCAACACCGUCGGCCCCAGUACUGUCGUUAUCCAAAAUCAGGAGUCAGGAGACUACCUUAACUGUGAUGAGAGCGGAUCUCCCUGCAGCACUUCCGGCAACCCUCAGGUUUUUGAGCCUAUUAAACGGGGUCAGGACUUAUACCAGAUUCGGGAUGAAUCUGGUGACUUAUUCCUUGCCGAGUCGUCCGAUAAGACGGUUCAUUUGGUUGAGGAAGUGCAGCCUGAUGAGAAGACCAUAUUUACACUGACUCGGCCUGCUACUGAGUGUGAGUUGCAGCGUGCUCCUUUAUAA
Molecule: messenger RNA, 462 nt
Organism: Aspergillus nomiae NRRL 13137
Lineage: Eukaryota; Fungi; Ascomycota; Eurotiomycetes; Eurotiales; Aspergillaceae
Exons: 1
Coding region: 1-462 (153 amino acids)
Source: RefSeq, a predicted model, not a curated record